CUGAAAAGGUUUCAAGUUUCCUGGCAAGAUAUUCUGAACCCCUGGCGAUUUUGCUCGUUUCUAUCAGUGGUAUCACCUCUUGUCGCUGCAAUAUGUUGUGUGAAGUUUACCAUAUUUAAGGGGUGCAAGUGAAUAGUACUUGAGGACACGAGCGUCCAGUCAUCAGGGUGGUCGAGUGCCCCAGAAGGUGUUCCGACGCUGCAGGUGCAUCGACAAUCAGUUCACAUGAGGCUCUGAGAGUACAUCAAGAAACCAUGUGGGACUUAGGGUCCACACAUGGCCCAUGAUUGGACACACGUUACAGAGCGGAAGGGCAAGAGGCGUUCUUAACGAGGAAGCAACAGCAGACCCCGCCCGUUUUGUUCGUAAGAAAAGCAGGGCAGACUGUCAAUGCAACAUAGUCGACGCUCUCUCCUGCGAGCUGGGGGACACAAGCCUAACCUUGACUUCGGUUGUGAGUCGUGAGUAAGGCAAGCUCUCAGGCUACGCAUGUAGUCUAGCGGGGUCAUUGCCGACGAACGUCUCUGUAAAAAGCCGACAAGUCUUGAGGGCACAGGGGGCUGGUUCCGGCUAAAGGCAGGGGCAUCUCGGUCCACUUCACAAGUGGAUGCUCGCCAAGUGGGGAGUACAGAUGGAGGCCACAAGCGGCCUGCCAGCCGCGGCCCCAGCCAGCACUGCCGCUCCUGGCACGGCUGACCUCGGGACGAUCCUCGACUGCGCCGUGUGCUGGGAGGCAUACGACUCGGACGGGCACUGUCCCCGGCAGCUCAUCUGCGGGCACUCCCUCUGCGACGCAUGCAUCCGGGAGCUUCCUUGGGCGACACUUCGUGGGGUGGAGCUUCCGUUCCUAAUCACCUGCCCUUGGUGCAUGUGCUGGUCCCCCCGCGUGAUCUGGGAAGGCGCCCUAAAGUAUCCGAGCAAAAACUUCUCCCUCAUGUGGCUGGUCGAGUCGUACCGGCCCCAAACCUCCCCAAACCCCCCGGUCAGGCGGCUGCGGCACGCCUCGUUCCCGAACCUCCAAGCUUUGGAGGUCCCGAGCGACUCGGACCACCAGCGGCGGCUGCUCUUGCUCCCCCGGGGGACGCGCGGCGUGGAGCGGGAGUCCGUGUUGACGCGCGUCGUGCGCGACGCGUGGUUCCUCGCGGUCGCCACGAGGAGCGCGUGCUCGUGGCUUGCGAGGAAGUUCUCGCUUCUAGUUGUGGCGGGCAUCCUGUGCAUCAUGCUGAUGCUGCAAGUCGGGCUGUUGCCGAUAGGCGUAUUUAUUGUCAUCUCCACCAUGAUGGCGCUCAUUUUCGUCGGCUUCGCCGUAAUGACCAUGACUCUGCUGUUCGUCUUGCCAACGGCUAUCGUGUUGGAGAUAGGUGGCAACGUCUUGCGGCGACUUGUCACGUAGCUAGUUGGGGUUCAUGCAACAAUUGUUUGUGGGUUCCAUUGGACAGGGGUAGGUGUAAGCAUCAAGUGGGUAUAUUAGCUGGAUUCUUGGGGCGUUGUGAUUAAGUAGAGACGCGGUAGCCUCUUUGCUUCUCAGCGUCCUUGAAGGCGACAAGGCCGCUGUUAUAUUUGUUCAAGAACUCGAGCAAGGGACCCGAAACUGGAACAUUGCUUCAAAGAAGCAUGCACUUAUCUCGCAUGAUUCAUGCAUGGCAUCAUUUCGGUU
Molecule: messenger RNA, 1657 nt
Organism: Klebsormidium nitens
Lineage: Eukaryota; Viridiplantae; Streptophyta; Klebsormidiophyceae; Klebsormidiales; Klebsormidiaceae
Source: the annotation of a GenBank genome assembly